Messenger RNA from Triplophysa dalaica, 832 nucleotides. RefSeq names its product C-reactive protein-like. The transcript has 3 exons. Lineage: Eukaryota; Metazoa; Chordata; Actinopteri; Cypriniformes; Nemacheilidae. Bases 121 to 819 code for a protein of 232 amino acids. The record is from RefSeq and is a predicted model, not a curated record.
GACCACUUCAGGAAAGCAGCCUUCCGUUUCCAUCGCUGCAUCCUGCAUGUGUUUGUCUGCGUGAAGAACAUUUCAGAGCGAUUGGAAGAAACUGUCAGCAGUAAAGGAGAUCGCGCCAAGAUGGUGGUGUUAGUGGUUUUCAUCCACUGUUUGCUGUAUGUGGGUUUCACCGGAGGAACUGCUGAUGUGGGUCUUGGUGGUAAAUCCCUACAGUUUCCAGCCAAGACCAAUAACGCCUAUGUUAAAAUCAUUCCAGAUAAACCACUGAGCCUUAAGGCAUUCACUCUUUGCAUGCAUGUCACUGCAAAACUAAUACGAGAUAGAGAGAUUAUUCUCUUUGCCUACAGAAUACCCUAUGAUGAUGAGUUUAAUGUUUGGAUUGAGAGGAAUGGAAAAGUUUCAUUCUAUCUCCGUAGUAGUGGUGACGGAGUGAUUUUUGACUUGCCUUCACUCUCCACACUCCAAACCCAUCUGUGUUUUACGUGGGAAUCAGCCACCGGUCUCAGCGCCGCUUGGAUGGACGGAUGUUGUAGUGCUCUCAAGGUGUACAGAAAAGGUCACUCCAUUCGUCCAGGUGGCGUUGUGCUGAUCGGUCAAGAUACGGAUGCAGAUGUGGGUCAGUUUGACAAAGAGCAGAGUUUUGUCGGUGAAAUCAAAGACGUAAAAUUGUGGGAUUAUGUUCUGCCUGCAAACCAGAUUAAGGCGUUGUAUGAUAGAGAUGAAGUGCAAACCGCAAAUGUGUUGGACUGGGACACCAUCAAAUAUGAGAUACACAACAAUGUUCUUGUGGUGCGGAGAUAUGAAAUCUUUUGUUUAUAAAUACUGUUCACUU